Gymnogyps californianus (California condor) is the source of this 831-nucleotide messenger RNA. It is a transcript of the gene C10H2orf72, whose product is annotated as chromosome 10 C2orf72 homolog. Bases 1 to 735 code for a protein of 244 amino acids. The transcript is spliced from 3 exons. The record is from RefSeq and is a predicted model, not a curated record. NCBI's taxonomy places the organism in Eukaryota, Metazoa, Chordata, Aves, Accipitriformes, Cathartidae.
AUGGCGGCGGCGGAGCUGCAGGAGCUGCGGGCGCUGGUGGAGCGGGCGGGCGGGCGGCGGGCCGUGCUGCUGGUGGCUGAGGUGUCGGAGGGGGCCCCGGCGGCGGCCACGCUGGCCGCCUUCGCCCGCGACCUCCUGGGCGACGAAGCGCCGCCGGGGCCGGUGCCGGGGGGCCGGUCCCGGCGCUGGGUUGGCGGCGAGCGCCGGGCGCUGGGAGCGCGGCUGCUGCUGGUGCUGUGCCGCGGCGGGGCGGCGCGGGGCCGCGGGGCCCGGGCCCGCCUGCGAGAGGUGGUGCGGGACGUGCGCGGCCGCCUGCCCCCGGCACCGCCGCCCGCCGUGGUCGGCGUCCUCCUGCCCGGCGGGGACGGGGAGGACGCGGCGGUGCUGGACGCCACGCUGCGGCGGCAGUUCCCGGUGCCCGGCACGGUGCAGGCGGCCCGGUACAGCCCCGGCAGCCCCGCCGCCCUGCGCGACUGCCGCGCCGCCGCCUGCCGCGCCCUGCGGGCCGCCCUGCAGCACCCCGCAGAAGAGGGGAAAGACAGGGAGAGGUGGAGGCUCCCAUCCUUCCUGCGGUGCAUUUCUUGGAGCCGGAGGAGCCGGAGAAAAGGUCACGAAGCCAAAGCUGCAAACAAUGUUCAUGAAGGUGACCUGCAGGACCCUGAGGAAGAACUGGCUCUGACCAGCCUGUCCCCCAAUGGAAACUACGAAGAAGCUGCUGGAGACACGGGCACCUAGAGCUGCUGGGCACCCAGCACAGUCCACGUCCUGGAUCUGCCCAGUGGAUUUGGAGCAGUGGGAGGAGGAGCUGGUGCAUGCCCACUCACCCUUUCC